This is a messenger RNA of Sipha flava (yellow sugarcane aphid), 1154 nucleotides long. It is a transcript of the gene Mpv17, whose product is annotated as protein Mpv17. Lineage: Eukaryota; Metazoa; Arthropoda; Insecta; Hemiptera; Aphididae. The transcript is spliced from 3 exons. Gene Ontology annotation, cellular component: membrane; cytoplasm. Bases 479 to 1021 code for a protein of 180 amino acids. The record is from RefSeq and is a predicted model, not a curated record.
UUAUUCAAUUUAUACGGGAGUAUCAAAAACCAUAGAGUUAAACAGUCAACGCAUGCUUACGCGACAUAUAUCAAUCAAAAAAAUGUACAGCCCGCCCGAUCAGUGUUGUUCUACGCGCGGAAUUACUAUUUGGAUCGCUCUGUAUGCACCAUGUACUGACAAUAUUUAGAUAACAAAAAGUAAAAAUGAAAUCAACCGGUUAUAUUAACCGUAUGGUGCACUUUAUUACAUCGUUGACGUAUAUUUAAGAGUAAAAUAGUAGUAAUUGAUAACUAGGCAACUAUAAUCUAUUCAUAUUAUUUUUCAAUUGUAUUCUUAAAACACUAAUGAAAGAACAAAUACUAGGAAUAAUUUAACUACUAAUUGGAACUCUUUACAGUGUAAAAGCAAAUAAGUCAUUAUUAAAACGUAACUCAUUGGUUAGAGUUAACAAUAAUCUGUAGGAAACUAUCCAGUACAAACGCAGUAGUACAUAAAAAUGGCAUCUAUUUUAAAGUGGUACAGAAAUUAUAGUCAAACCUAUCCGAUAAGGAUCAAUCUUGUUCAAACAGGAUUUUUAUUCGGUCUUGGUGAUCUAAUGGCUCAAGGUAUAGUUGAAAAGCGCAAACCUAAUGAAAUUGAUUGGUUACGUACAGUUCGUUAUGCGUCUAUCGGGUGUGCGGUUGGGCCAUCACUAAGUAUGUGGUACAGAACAUUGGAUCGAUUUGGAACUCGUAACACAGUACCAAUAGUUGCUAAAAAAAUUUUGGUUGACCAAUUGAUUGCAUCGCCAAUUGUUAAUGGAGCUGUAAUGAUUAUGAGUAGAGUGUUUAGUGGUGAUGAAUGGCCACAAAUACAAAAGAAACUAGAGAGUAAUUAUACCACUGUGAUGCUUAAUAGUUAUUUGAUCUGGCCAGCUGUACAAACAUUUAAUUUUACUAUUGUUCCACAACAGUACAGGGUCUUAACAGUGCAAAUAGUAUCAUUAGCUUGGAAUACAUACCUUUCAUUUAUGAGUGUUGGUGGUGGAACAUCAAAAUAAUUAGAAAAAAGUUACAAUUAUGAGGACAUUUGUAUUAAGAAUUAUUUUUGAAAUUAUAGUUACUGUAUAAAUCUGAUAUAUCAUUUGUUAUUUGAAUGUGAUUUUCAUUAUAAUUAUCAUAGUUAAUAAAUAA